Messenger RNA from Cornus florida, 1242 nucleotides. RefSeq lists its product as uncharacterized. NCBI's taxonomy places the organism in Eukaryota, Viridiplantae, Streptophyta, Magnoliopsida, Cornales, Cornaceae. The record is from RefSeq and is a predicted model, not a curated record. The transcript is spliced from 4 exons. Bases 1 to 1242 code for a protein of 413 amino acids.
AUGAGGCAUGAUAUGAGAGUGCAGUUUAUAGGUCUCUAUCAGGGCAGGAUGAGUGUUAUUGAGUAUGAGACACGCUUCACUUCUCUUUCCCGCUAUGCACCGGAGAUGGUAGCCACCGAUGAGCUCAGGACGAAAAAGUUUCAGGAUGGGUUACAUCUUGAUAUUAGGCCACGGAUUUCAGUAUUGGAUCUAAGAACUUAUGGGGAGGUAGUACAGAAGGCUAUGCUAGUUGAGGCAGAGGACCGAGAUCAACUUAGGAUCAAGGGUUCAUAUAAGCAGCCACGUGGAGAGGCUUCAUCAGUAUCCGUUGGGGGUCAGUGGAAGAAGGCUAAGGCCGAGGAUAGUUCACGCACUCAGGGACAGUCACAGCAGGCUCAGUCUACAUCUUUGCAGUCUCAAGGCAGUCGUUCUCAGACUAGUAAGUCUUCAGCUUCGACGCAAGGACUUCAGGGGGUUUGCAAUUAUUGCAAGCAGCCUGGAUAUGUCAAGAUGGGAGUAUCCAUGCCUACAGAACAGGGCACAGAGUGGCGCAGGCCCACAGGCCACACCGGCACAGUCGACAGUUGCACAGUCAGGUUUCAGGGUGCCUCAAGCACCACAGCCAGUUGCACCAGUCAGUUCGUAUCUAGUAGGAACCCUACACCUACUGUUUCUGGACAUCAGUCAGCUCAGCAGGGCAGUUCACAGCAGUCGGGGGCUCAGGAACGAGUUUACGCACUGUCACAGGCCGAUACCUCCGCAGGGACUUCUACAGUUCGAGCUGAACGGAUAUUGGAGUUUGAUUUCAUUGUUCUCGACAUGAUGGGCUUUGACGUCGUUCUCGGGAUGGAUUGGUUGUCCUUUUUACGUGUCACGAUCGAUUGCUUCCAUGGGCAAGUGUCUGUUUGCACUCCCGCGAGGUAUUGUUUUCACUUCAUGGGAGAUCGGAGCGAUUCCCACCCGACGAUGAUUUUUAGUAUCGGUGAUUGGAGUCGCCACAGGUCCUACUUGGCUAGCCUGUUAGUUGACGAGGGUAGCAGUCUAGGCCGCAUUUUUCCAACAGUUGUAGACGAGUUUCUGGAUGUCUUCCCGGAGGAGUUGACAAAACUCCCUCCUCUUCGGGAGGUUGUCUUUGCCAUCGAUGUUAUUCCCGAUACUGCACCUAUUUCUAUGGCACCAUACCUGAUGCCAUUCGGUUUGACAAAUGCUCCAGUAGCUUUUAUGGACUUGAUGAACCAUGUAUUUAGUGACCAUCUUGGUUAG